GGACAAGAUGACAAGCUAUGUGAUUGGAUGACUGAUACUUGUGCAUCGGAAUAACAGCCAGCUUACCAUGCCUUGAGGUACCUUAGAUUUGGGGAUUCGGGGAAGGGUGUCAGCCGAACUGCGCACCGCACGUUUGAUUUUCUAAUCAUGGCUGCAAUCUGAGGCGUGCUCUUCCUUAGUGCCUUUUGCCGAACCGAGGUCAGCAGCGCUUACUUGGACCAUCCGUCGAUCCCUUCAACUUCAAGCCUUUGUGAUCUCAACUCAUCUCAGCCCUCAUCCAUUCUCAUAUUAUAGCUUCAUCGUCAAGACUUUAUUAUUUAUAUACAAUCCUCAUACAAGUUGUGGAAGUCCAUUUCUGGUUAUCUCCUGUUCGAUCUGUCCUCAAGCUUCCUCUUGUCGAGACAACAUAGAUACUGUCACCUCAACGACAUCUCAUCUCACCAACACCCUCGUCAACAUCACCACCAUCACCGUCUCACAAAAUGGCCUCCCAAACCCCCCUCUUCACAAUCCCCAUCCCCGAACUCGACUCCCACGAGGGCGGCACCAUAGUCUGCACAACUUCAGCACCACAAGUCUACCUCCUAACCUGGUCCUCGCCCCCCGACAACCGCCUCACAACCCCCUUCUGCAAAGCCCUCCUCGCCGCCCUCGACAUCAUCGAAUUCGCCCACCCGCCUGGCGUCCUCGUCACGACCUCCGCCAUCACAAAAUUCUACUCCAACGGCCUCGACCUCGAACACGCCUUCGCAACCCCGCGCUUCUUCCCAGAUACCUUGUACGCCCUCUUCAAACGCCUGCUAACCUACCCGAUGCCCACCGUCGCCCUGAUACCCGGCCACGCCUUCGCGGGCGGCUUCAUGACGGCGAUGCACCACGACUACCUGAUACCCGGCCACGCCUUCGCGGGCGGCUUCAUGACGGCGAUGCACCACGACUACCGCGUCAUGAACCCCCAAAAGGGCUUCCUCUGCAUGAACGAGCUCGAGUUCGGCGCGCCCUUGAAGCCGCCCAUGUCCGCCAUCUUCCGCAUCAAGUGCGCCUCCCCCAAGAUCUACCAGGACAUCGUCCUCGAGGCGAAACGCUUCCCCGGCCCCGCGGCCCUCGAGGCGGGUCUCGUCGACGCGCUGGGCGGGCUCGACGAGGCGCUGAAGCUGAUUGCGGAGAGGAAGUUGACGGAGAGGGGCAAGAGCGGGGUGUAUGCCGUGCUCAAGAUGGAGAUGUGGAAGGAGAGCGCGUACGUGCUCAGCAAGGAGAAUUAUGAGAGCGAGGAGAAGGUUUGGGAUCAGAGGGAGGAGCUGGAGAAGGUGAGGGUUGCGGCGGGGAAGAGGUUUGUGCAGGAGUGGAAGGCCGGCAAGGCCAAGUUGUAG
This is a messenger RNA of Colletotrichum scovillei, 1370 nucleotides long. Its product is annotated as enoyl-CoA hydratase/isomerase. Gene Ontology annotation, cellular component: peroxisome. Lineage: Eukaryota; Fungi; Ascomycota; Sordariomycetes; Glomerellales; Glomerellaceae. The transcript has a single exon. Gene Ontology annotation, molecular function: enoyl-CoA hydratase activity; delta(3)-delta(2)-enoyl-CoA isomerase activity. The coding region runs from base 483 to 1370 and encodes 295 amino acids. The record is from RefSeq and is a predicted model, not a curated record. Gene Ontology annotation, biological process: fatty acid beta-oxidation.